Molecule: messenger RNA, 1866 nt
Organism: Cuculus canorus (common cuckoo)
Lineage: Eukaryota; Metazoa; Chordata; Aves; Cuculiformes; Cuculidae
Gene: ZFTRAF1
Product: zinc finger TRAF-type containing 1
Exons: 4
Coding region: 105-1256 (383 amino acids)
Cellular component (GO): nucleus
Molecular function (GO): zinc ion binding
Source: RefSeq, a predicted model, not a curated record
GCGGCUCUGGCCCCGCCCCCCGAGUUCCCCGAUUGGCGCCGCCACCUCCGAGGGGGCCAAGAUGGCGGCCAAGAUGGCGGCCGUGGCGGGGUGAGGCGGCGACGAUGAUGUCCGGGCCGGAGGAGCGCGAGGCCUCCGGGGGCCCCGCCGCCCCUUCCGCCGCCCCCGCCGGCCCCGCUGCCCCCGCGGCAGCCCCGGGAGAGGCCGGGGGUGCGGAGGAGGCGGCGGCGGCGGCGCUGUUGGGUGCGGCGGGCGCCGACCCGGACGCGCCCCCCAAGAAGCGGCUGCGGGCGGCGGGGAGCGGGGCCGGCGGCGCCGAGGGGGCGGCGGGGAGCGUGAAGCUGGAGGAGCGGCUGCACUCCGUGCUCUGCUGCACCGUCUGCCUCGACCUGCCCAAGGCCUCGGUCUACCAGUGCACCAACGGACACCUGAUGUGCGCCGGCUGCUUCAUCCACCUCCUGGCAGACGCGCGGCUGAAGGAGGAGCAGGCGACGUGUCCCAACUGCCGCUGCGAGAUCAGCAAGAGCCUCUGCUGCCGGAAUUUGGCCGUGGAAAAAGCCGUCAGCGAGCUGCCUUCGGAAUGUGGCUUCUGCAUGCAGCAAUUCCCGCGAUCCCUCUUGGAAAGGCAUCAGAAAGAGGAAUGCCAGGACAGGGUGACCCAGUGCAAAUACAAGCGGAUCGGUUGUCCGUGGCAAGGUCCUUUCCACGAGCUGACGGUGCACGAAGCCGAGUGCACCCAUCCCACCAAAACCGGGAACGAGCUGAUGGAAAUCUUGGAUGAGAUGGACCAAACCAGGAAAAAGGAGAUGCAGCUUUACAACAGCAUCUUCAGCCUCCUCAGCUUCGAGAAAAUCGGCUACACAGAGGUCCAGUUUCGCCCGUACCGCACCGACGACUUCAUCACCCGUCUGUACUACGAGACGCCGCGCUUGACCGUCCUCAACCAAACGUGGGUGCUGAAAGCGCGGGUGAACGACUCCGAACGCAAUCCCAACCUCUCCUGCAAGCGCACGCUCUCCUUCCAGCUCAUCCUGAAGAGCAAAAUCAAUUCCCCUAUGGAAUGUUCCUUCCUUCUCCUGGAAGGACCUUACGAUGACGUCAAAAUCCAUCCGGUCAUCUACCACUUUGUCUUCAGCAACGAGAACAACGAGACCGACUACAUGGCGUUGCCCAUCGUCGAUUCGGUGGAGUGCAACAAACUGCUGGCGGCCAAGAACAUCAACCUGCGCCUUUUUAUAUUUCAGAUCCAAAAAUAGGACUGGGAAAAUCCCAAAAAAACGGGGAAAAUACCCCCAAAAACGGGGAAAAUACCCCAAAAAACGGGGAAAAUACCCCCCAAAACGGGUGAAAAGACCCCCAAAAAUGGGAAAAAAGACCCAAAAAUGGGAGAAAAGACCCAAAAAUGGGAGAAAAGACCCAAAAAUCGGAGAGAAGACCCCCCCAGUAUGGGAGAAAGACCCAAAAAUUGGGGAAAAGACCCCAAAAUGGGAGAAAAGACGCAAAAAAUGGGAGGAAAGACCCCUCAAAAUGGGAAAAAGACCAUCUGAAAUGGGGAAAAGGCCCCCAAAAGUGGGAGGAAAGGUCCCCCCAAAUGGGAAUGAAACGCAAAAACAGGGGGGAAAGACAUAAAAAAUUGGGGGGGAACAGAAAAAUGGGGGAGAAAAACCCUGAAAGGGGGAGAAGACGCCCCAAAUGGGGACUAAAAAACCCAAAACCUUGGACAGAAAUCCAAAAACUUGGACAAAAGAACAAAAAAAAGGGGCGAAACCCCCAAGACCGUGGAAAAAAAACCCCAAAAAUGUGCGCCCCCCCCAAAAAAACUUGGAAACAAACACCAAAAACUUGGGAAAAAAUGCAAAAAACCUG